Ramularia collo-cygni is the source of this 1287-nucleotide messenger RNA. RefSeq lists its product as uncharacterized. The coding region runs from base 1 to 1287 and encodes 428 amino acids. The record is from RefSeq and is a predicted model, not a curated record. The transcript has 3 exons. Gene Ontology annotation, molecular function: FAD binding; monooxygenase activity. Lineage: Eukaryota; Fungi; Ascomycota; Dothideomycetes; Mycosphaerellales; Mycosphaerellaceae.
AUGGGAAUGUCACACAGCAGUACGKCCUCCAAUGGCGGAGAAGCCCCUGCUGCUGCUGCUCCUCUACGCAUCCUCAUAGCUGGUGCCGGAAUCGGCGGACUGACUACAGCGAUUGCCUUAAGGCGACAAGGACACAUUGUCGACAUUCUGGAGCAAUCCAAGCUUGCUCAGGAGACUGGCGCGGCUAUGAACCUCGCUCCCAACUGUACAGGUCUUUUGGGAGAUCUCGGUAUUGACCUGGCGAAAAUCGGCGCGGUCGACUGCAUUGGACAUCAGACUCUCACCGCCAGCGGACAUCGAAUGUUCAAAGCCGACUUUUCUGGUCAUGUUCACAAGAGUCGCUACUGUCUGGCCCAUCGAGCCCAAUUCCAUACCGCUUUGAAGGAGCUGGCUUUAUCCGAGGAAGGAGAAGGCCCGCCUGCACGUCUACAUCUCUCUAGUCGUGUCAAGAUGGCUGAUCCGGAGUUCGCACGAAUCACUCUCGAAGAUGGGACCGUCUUGGAGGGCGAUGUGUUGAUAGGGGCSGAUGGCGUUCACUCUCAACUUCGCAAGAAUAUCGCUGGGGGAGACUUGUUGCCCUUUGACUCCGGGAAAAGCGCCUAUCGAUUUCUUGUCCCCACCGAGGUAUUGGCGUCUGAUCCAUUGGUAUCUCAAGAGACUUUGCAGUCGGGACUUAUGACCAUGUGGAUUGACGAUGACAGACGUAUCAUCAUGUAUCCAUGUGAUGAUGGCACUUCUUUGAAUCUUGUGGCGAUUCAUCCAAGUCGGGAGUCUGCGAGAGAUGUGGCUGGUGAUGGUUGGCUUGAAAACGGUAGCAAAACGAAGAUGCUGGAGAUCUUCAAAGACUUCGCGCCCUCUGCACAAGCGAUCCUGGAGAAAGCAGACGAUACGAAGCUCAAAGCAUGGAAUCUGCUGGACAUGAAGCGAAUGCCUAACUUUGUCAACCAGCGACUUGCCGUCAUUGGUGAUGCUGCCCAUCCCUUUCUGCCUUACCAGGGACAGGGUGGUGGUCAAGCUAUCGAGGAUGCAGUAUCAUUAGCAGCUGUGCUCCCACGAGGAACCCCAAGCUCCGCGGUUUCGGAGCGAUUGCAGAUCUACGAGCAGUGUCGAUAUGAACGUGUUCAUACAAUCCAAGACUUCACUCGAUUGGUUGGUAGAGAUGCUUCCGAACUAGCUGCUGAGGGCAAAAAGCUAGACUUUACCGAGUUUCAGGCAUACAGCUUCGACCACGACGAGCAUGAGCAUUCUUCAUCAGCUUUGAAGAAACAUCUGGCAGCAAAGCUCUAG